GCCCACGAUGAGAGAAACUACCACAUCUUCUACUGCAUGCUGAAGGGCAUGACUCCAGACGAGAAGAAGAAGCUGGAGCUGAGCAAAGCCACCGACUACACCUACCUGACCAUCGGAAACUGCACCGUGUGCGACGGCCGAGACGACCUGAAGGAAUACUCCAACAUCCGCUCUGCCAUGAAGGUGCUCAUGUUCACUGACAAGGAGAACUGGGAGAUCUCGAAGCUGCUGGCGGCCAUACUGCACAUGGGCAACCUGAGAUAUGAAGCUCGGACCUACGACAACCUGGAUGCCUGUGAGGUGGUUCGCAGCGCUCACCUGACCACCGCUGCAACUCUGCUGGAGGUGGACGGUAAAGAUCUGAUGAACUGUCUGACCAGUCGAACGCUGAUCACCAGAGGAGAGACCGUCUCCACUCCGCUCAGCAUGGAACAAGCUCUGGAUGUCCGGGACGCUUUCGUUAAGGGUAUUUACGGGCGUUUGUUCGUGUGGAUUGUGGAGAAGAUCAACGCAGCCAUUUACAAGCCUCCGUCCUCACAACCCAAAGCUCUGAGGCGCUCCAUCGGCCUGCUGGACAUCUUCGGCUUCGAGAACUUCACCGUCAACAGCUUCGAGCAGCUUUGCAUCAACUUCGCCAACGAGAACCUGCAGCAGUUCUUCGUCCGCCACGUCUUCAAGCUGGAGCAGGAGGAGUACAACCUGGAGCACAUCAACUGGCAGCACAUCGAGUUCACCGACAACCAGGACGCUCUGGACAUGAUCGCCAUCAAACCCAUGAACAUCAUCUCGCUCAUCGACGAGGAGAGCAAGUUCCCGAAGGGCACCGACACCACGAUGCUGAACAAACUGAACUUUCAGCACAAACUCAACACAAACUACAUCCCACCAAAGAACAACUACGAGACCCAGUUUGGGAUCCAACACUUUGCUGGAGUCGUUUUCUACGAGACGAGAGGAUUCCUGGAGAAGAACAGAGACACGUUGUACGGCGACAUCAUCCAGCUGGUUCACUCCUCCAAAAACAAGUUCAUCAAGCAGAUCUUCCAGGCUGACGUUGCCAUGUCUCUGUGUGGUUUCUCUGCUGAUAGUUCAGUAGCUUCACCUGCCACAGCUCCUCCCAAGGGGGCAGAAACCAGGAAACGUUCUCCGACGCUGAGCAGUCAGUUCAAAAGAUCUCUGGAGCUGCUGAUGAGAACUCUGAGCGUCUGUCAGCCGUUCUUCGUUCGCUGCAUCAAACCCAACGAAUACAAGAAGCCCAUGUUGUUUGACAGGGAGCUGUGUGUGCGUCAGCUGAGGUACUCGGGGAUGAUGGAGACCAUUCGGAUCCGCCGUGCUGGAUACCCCAUACGCUACACCUUCGUGGAGUUUGUGGACCGCUACAGAGUCCUGAUGCCGGGAGUCAAACCCGCCUACAAGCAGGAGGACCUGAGGGGAACCUGCCAGAGGAUCGCUGAGGCGGUGCUCGGCAGAGACGACGACUGGCAGAUGGGAAAAACCAAAAUCUUCCUCAAGGACCACCACGACAUGCUGCUGGAGAUCGAGAGGGACAAGGCCAUCACAGACAAGGUCAUCCUCAUCCAGAAGGUGGUCCGAGGCUUCAAAGACAGAUCCAACUUCCUGAAGAUGAGGAAGUCGGCCGUGUGGAUCCAGAAGACGUGGCGAGGGUACCAGUGCAGGAAGAACUACGGAGCUAUGCGAGCAGGCUUCUCUCGCCUCCAGGCUCUGGUUCGCUCCAGGAAGCUGAGUGCGUCGUACCACGUGGCCCGUCAGAGGAUCACGGGCUUCCAGGGCCGCUGUCGGGGCUUCUUGGUUCGCCGGGCGUUCAGGCACCGGCUGUGGGCCGUCAUCACCAUCCAGGCUUACACCAGAGGGAUGAUCGCCCGCCGGCUGUUCAAGAGGCUCAAGGGAGAGUACCGUCGGCGGCUGGAGGCCGAGAAGAUGCGUCUGGCUGAAGAAGCCAAACUGAGGAACCAGAUGUCGGCGAAGAGAGCGAAGGCUGAAGCCGAACGCAAACACCAGGAGCGUCUGGCCCAGCUGGCCAAAGAGGACGCUGAGCGGGAGAAGAAGGAGAAGGAGGAGGCUCGGAGGAAGAAGGAGAUGGUGGAGCAGAUGGAAAAGGCUCGACAGGAGCCCGUCAACGACUCCGACAUGGUGGACAAGAUGUUCGGCUUCCUGGGAACGACCAGCUCCUUCCCCGGUCAGGAGGGACAGGCGCCUGCUGGCUUUGAGGACCUGGAGCGAACCCACCAGGAGCUGGAGGAGGAGGACCUGGACGAAGCUCUUCCUCUGCCUGAGGACGAUGAAGAGGAGGAUUUAUCCGAGUACAAAUUCGCCAAAUUUGCCGCCACCUACUUCCAGGGAACCACCACCCACACCUACGUCCGCCGGCCGCUCAAACAGCCGCUGCUGUUCCACGAUGACGAAGGCGAUCAGCUGGCUGCCCUGGCCGUGUGGAUCACCGUGCUGAGGUUCAUGGGGGAUCUGCCGGAGCCUAAAUACCACACAGCCAUCAGCGACGGAAGCGAGAAGAUCCCCGUCAUGACCAAAAUCUACGAGACGCUGGGAAAGAAAACCUACAAGAGAGAGCUGCAGGCGCUGCAGGGGGAGGGAGAGACGCCGCACUCCGACAGCCACAAGAAGAACAGCGUCCGACACAAGCUGGUGUCGCUCACGCUGAAGAAGAAGUCCAAGAUCACCGAGGAGGUCACGAAGCGCCUCAAUGACGGCGAGUACGGUCUCCACGGCAACAGCAUGCUGGAGGACCGGCCGACGUCCAACCUGGAGAAACUUCACUUCAUCAUCGGCAACGGCAUCCUGAGACCGGCACUGAGGGAUGAGAUCUACUGUCAGAUCUGUAAGCAGCUGAGUCAGAACCCGUCCAAAAGCUCUCACGCUCGUGGCUGGAUCCUCAUCUCGCUGUGUGUCGGCUGCUUCGCCCCGUCGGACAAAUUCGUGAAGUACCUGAGGAACUUCAUCAGCAGCGGGCCGCCGGGUUACGCUCCGUACUGCGAGGAGAGGCUCAGACGAACAUUCGCUAACGGGACGAGAACACAACCUCCAUCAUGGCUGGAGCUGCAGGCCACCAAGUCGAAGAAGCCCAUCAUGCUGCCGGUGACAUUCAUGGACGGGACGACCAAAACUCUGCUGACGGACUCGGCCACCACGGCCAAGGAGCUCUCCAACGCCCUGUCGGACAAGAUCAACCUGCGAGAUCGCUUCGGCUUCUCGCUCUACAUCGCUCUGUUCGACAAGGUCUCGUCUCUGGGCAGCGGCAACGACCACGUGAUGGACGCCGUGUCGCAGUGCGAGCAGUACGCCAAGGAGCAGGGCGCCCAGGAGAGGAACGCCCCCUGGAGGCUGUUCUUCAGGAAGGAGAUCUUCACGCCCUGGCACAGCCCCACCGACGACCAGGUCGCCACCAACCUCAUCUACCAGCAAACCGUCAGAGGAGUUAAGUUCGGAGAAUAUCGCUGCGACAGGGAUGAUCUGGCAGAGCUGGCCUCUCAGCAGUACUACGUAGACUACGGUUCAGAGAUCCUUCUGGAGCGUCUGCUGAGCCUCAUCCCCUCCUACAUCCCCGACAGAGAGAUCAGCACCUCCAAGACGGUGGAGAAGUGGGCUCAUUUCAUCAUGGCUGCUCACAAAAAGGGCAUCUACACCCAGAAGAGGUUUGAUGCUCAGAAGGUGAAGGAGGAAGUGGUGGACUUCGCUCGACACAAGUGGCCUCUGCUGUUCUCUCGGUUCUACGAAGCCUUCAAGUUCUCAGGUCCCAGUCUGCCUAAAAACGACCUGAUCGUCGCCGUCAACUGGACGGGAGUUUAUUUUGUGGACGAGCAGGAGCAGGUCCUCUUAGAACUCUCCUUCCCAGAAAUCACUGCAGUUUCCAGCAGCAGAGGAGGGAAGCUGCAGGGUCAGAGUUUCACUUUGGCCACCAUCAAAGGAGACGAGUACACCUUCACCUCCAACAACGCCGAGGACAUCCGCGACCUGGUGGUCACCUUCCUGGAAGGCCUGAGGAAGAGGUCCAAGUUUGUGGUGUCGCUGCAGGACAACCCCAACCCCACCGGUGAGGAGUCGACGUUCCUCAGCUUCCUGAAGGGAGAUCUGAUCGUGUUGGACCAGGACACCGGUGAGCAGGUCCUCAACUCUGGUUGGGCACACGGCAUCAACGAACGAACCAAUCAGAGAGGAGAUUUCCCCGCUGACUGCGUCUACGUCUUACCCAGCAUGACCCGACCUCAGCAGGACAUAGUGGCGCUGGUCACCAUGACGCCAGACCAGCGUCAGGAGUCGGUUCGUGUUUCGCAGAUCGUGAUGCCAGAAACUGACGGCAGAGUGAAGCCGUACACGCUGGAGGAGUUCUCCUACGACUACUUCAGGCCUCCUCCCAAACACACCCUGAGCAGAGUGAUGGUCACGAAGAACCGAGGUAAAGACAAGAUGUGGAGCUGCACCAGAGAGCCGCUGAAACAGCCGCUGCUGAAGAAGGUGGUGAACCACGAGGAGCUGGCUCAGGACGCCUGCAUGUCCUUCAUAGCGAUGAUGAAGUACAUGGGCGACUACCCGUCCAAACGGACCCGCUCAGUCAACGAGCUGACGGAUCAGAUCUUUGAAGGCGCGCUGAAGGCCGAACCUCUGAAAGACGAGAUCUACUGUCAGAUCAUCAAACAGCUCACAGACAACCACGUCAAGUACAGUGAGGAGAAAGGCUGGGAGCUGCUCUGGUUGUGUACUGGUCUGUAUCCUCCCAGUAACGUGCUGCUGCCGCACAUCCAGCGCUUCCUGCAGUCCAAGAAACACCACCCGCUGUCUGGAGACUGCAUGCAGAGGCUGCACAAAGCACUACGAAACGGAUCCAGGAAGUACCCCCCUCAUUUGGUGGAAGUGGAGGCCAUCCAACAUAAGACGACACAGAUCUUCCACAAAGUCUACUUCCCCGACGACACUGACGAGGCCUUCGAGGUGGAGUCCAGCACCAAGGCCAAGGAUUUCUGCCAGAACAUCUCCACCAGACUGCUGCUCAAAUCUCCUGAAGGCUUCAGCCUCUUUGUCAAGAUCUCAGACAAGGUGAUCAGUGUGCCAGAGGGAGACUUCUUCUUCGACUUUGUCCGACAUUUGACCGACUGGAUCAAGAAAUCUCGACCAGCUAAAGACGGAAUCGUUCCCUCUCUGACCUACCAGGUGUUCUUCAUGAAGAAGUUGUGGACCAACACAGUUCCAGGGAAGGACUCCUUCGCUGACUCCAUCUUCCACUACUACCAGGAGCUGCCUAAAUACCUGCGUGGUUACCACAAGUGUUCACGAGAAGAGGUUUUCCAGCUCGCGGCGCUCAUCUACCGUGUCAAGUUUGAGGACGACAAAUCCCACUUCCCUACAAUUCCCAAGAUGCUGCGGGAGCUGGUCCCCCAGGAUCUGAUCCGCCAGAUGUCCCCGGAUGACUGGAAAAGGUCUGUGGUCGCGUACUUCAACAAGCAGGCCGGUAAAUCCAGAGAAGAAGCCAAACUCAUGUUCCUGAAGAUCAUCUACAAAUGGCCGACCUUUGGCUCCGCCUUCUUUGAGGUCAAGCAAACCACGGAGCCAAACUACCCAGAGAUCCUGCUGAUCGCCAUCAACAAACAUGGAGUCAGUCUCAUCGACCCCAAGAACAAGGACAUCCUGACCACUCACCCCUUCACCAAGAUCUCCAACUGGAGCAGUGGAAACACCUACUUCCACAUCACCAUCGGCAACCUGGUCAGAGGAAGCAAACUGCUGUGUGAGACGUCGCUGGGCUACAAGAUGGACGACCUGCUGACCUCGUACAUCAGCCAGAUGCUGACCACCAUGAACAAGCAGCGGCCUGGGCGGGGCCACAGCAAGUGAACUUCUUACUGGCAGGAGGCCACUGAGCUCAUCCGCCUCUUGCGUCCUAUUGGCCAGCACUGCAGCUGGGGGCGGACCUUCGCCCACCAGCUGUGGAGGAUGAGCCGCAGUCCUUCUGCUAGCUCCGAGGGCUCGAAGCUCACCGGGGAGAGUUCGACUGCCAGCAGCGACCCCGGAGAAGGACCCAGUAACUAUUACCGCCACAACUACGAUGACGAUGAGCCGUCCAGUGAGGACGACUACCUCUGAAACUCUCGUCCAAACUGUCCGUCCUCCUACGUUCGUCUUCCUGGUUUGGUUCCCAGAUUCCAGUCAGACCUGUUUGUACAGAGACAGUGUUCAGUCAGUCCUAGUGUCACCUAAAGGCCUGAUUCAGAUCACUGUGGGGAUCCUCGGCUCUGUGAAAUGUUGACAGGGCAUCUGAAGGUCUUAAAAAACAAAACUAAUUAAAUUAAGGUGCCUCAAAAAGCCUUAAAUAUGUUUGCCUGACGUAGACAGAAACAUGUUGGACUGCGGCUGUUCAGUCAACUGACUCAUAAUGGGCCGUGCUGGUUUUAGCUAUCUGUCAAUCAGUUCCUUCAUUUUAUGCCACAAUUAAUACUGACAAUAACGUCAAUAAAUACAUAGAAUCAUUA
Messenger RNA from Stegastes partitus (bicolor damselfish), 6497 nucleotides. RefSeq names its product unconventional myosin-VIIa-like. Gene Ontology annotation, molecular function: protein binding; ATP binding; cytoskeletal motor activity. The record is from RefSeq and is a predicted model, not a curated record. Gene Ontology annotation, cellular component: cytoskeleton; myosin complex. Lineage: Eukaryota; Metazoa; Chordata; Actinopteri; Pomacentridae. The transcript has 44 exons. The annotation marks the transcript as partial.